Messenger RNA from Marasmius oreades (fairy-ring Marasmius), 222 nucleotides. RefSeq lists its product as uncharacterized. The coding region runs from base 1 to 222 and encodes 73 amino acids. The transcript is spliced from 3 exons. The record is from RefSeq and is a predicted model, not a curated record. NCBI's taxonomy places the organism in Eukaryota, Fungi, Basidiomycota, Agaricomycetes, Agaricales, Marasmiaceae.
AUGGCCAGUGUGGCUCAACAACAAAAAACGGAACUUCAUCAAGCUCAAUAUGCUGCGUAUAAUGGAAUGGCGGUAUAUACCCCGCCUCCUCCCUCGACUGCAUCUCCGCCUCCACAUGGACAACAACCGACUGCGCCUCAGGGAGAACAGCAAAAUACAGCCGAAGCCUAUGCAGCAUAUUGGGCCCAAUACAGUUACGAUGUCAACUCUCCCCAGUUCUAG